Magallana angulata is the source of this 2221-nucleotide messenger RNA. RefSeq names its product transcriptional regulator Myc-A-like. The transcript has 3 exons. The record is from RefSeq and is a predicted model, not a curated record. Gene Ontology annotation, biological process: regulation of transcription by RNA polymerase II. Bases 145 to 1293 code for a protein of 382 amino acids. Lineage: Eukaryota; Metazoa; Mollusca; Bivalvia; Ostreida; Ostreidae. Gene Ontology annotation, molecular function: DNA-binding transcription factor activity, RNA polymerase II-specific; protein dimerization activity; RNA polymerase II cis-regulatory region sequence-specific DNA binding.
GUAUGAAUAUACAUUAUGCAUAAAAUGUGCUUCGGUUCAGUUUAUGAAGGAGUCAAUUCUUGGGCCUAAGAUCAUAGUUGCCAAGGAUUCAACCGUUAUCAUUACACGAAUACAAUUUUUAUACUGUGUUGGAAUUUUUAAAACAUGUUAAUAGGUCGGAAAAACGAGAAGACCGCAAUUAUGGACUACGAAAUGUUUCAACCCUGUUUUUAUGAAAACGAACCAGAGACCAUUUCACCUAGCUCUCUGCCAAAUGAGGAUAUGUGGAAAAAAUUCGAAUUGCUACCGACGCCGCCUUUGUCACCAAGACGGGAUGAUGACUACGACAUGAAUUCAUUGGAUUUGGAAGAUUUUAACCUGAUUUUUGACGAGUUCUUUGAGAAAGAGAGUGCAAUUCCCAAAAUAAUGACGUUAUCAGAGACUCCACCGAAUUUGAAUUCCAACCUCAUUCAAGAUUGUAUGUGGUCUGGUGAUUCUGGAAGGUAUCCUACUGGUGACAAGAAUGCUGCUUGCCCUGAUGUCAACUCUGCUGACUGUGUAGAUCCAGCAGCUGUCUUCCCCUACCCCAUCCACAGUCUAAACAGCAUUCACAGUGAAACUAAGCUCCAUAGCUUGGGGACAGAAACACCGUCAGACUCGGAAGAAGAAAUUGAUGUUGUCACUGUAGAGAAGAAGCAACUGCAGCAAGUCCCAGUUGCACCAACAAAGAAGACCGUAUUUACAGUGCAGAGUGUGAAAACCGAAAGAUUGGAUGGACAUGAUGAAAAAUUUGGUGCUGCUAAAACAACUGUCACUGUUAAAGUGAAAGUUGACUGCCCUACAGAUGAACAUCCAUACAGUUUACCAGUGUCAUCACUCAAACGUGUUCGGUCUCUCCCAAAUUCUCCCUCUAUGUCGCCUUUACCUUCAAAGAGGUGUAAAAGAGAACUUAGUGACAGAGAUAUGAAAAAAGUGUGUCAUAAACUCAGGGCAAGUGGAAGUAGCAGUGCUUCUUCAAGUCGGAAUUCCUCAGACUCUGAAGAUUACCCUGAGGGUAAAAGGACUCAACACAAUGUGUUAGAACGUAAAAGAAGAAAUGACCUCAAAUUCAGUUUUUUCAGUCUCAGGGAUAGUGUACCAGAACUUGUUAAGCAGGAACGUGCACCAAAAGUUCAAAUUCUCAAAAAGGCAUCAGAGUACAUCCGAAAACUUACUGCUGAUGAACGUAGACUUGAAAGUGAAAGAGAAAUGCUACAGGAAAAACAUGAACAGCUAAGACGGACUUUAGAAAAGCUUCAUGCUAGGGAGUUUUGAUGUGAGAAUAGCUAAUUUUGCUGUUGAAAUGUGCUGGAAUAUUAGGGCAAAUUUGUGUUCUCCUCGUAUAUAACCCAUAUUGUGUUCAGAUGACAUUUUUAUCGUGUUGGCAUUUCAUAAAGCACUGCCACAAACUUUGAUGCAAGUGUUUUGACUAUUUUGCUAAUUAUUCAUUCUUUUGUUUUCUAAUGUUAUACACAUCUAUAUAUACCUAUAUCUUUGUUAAUACUGCCUGUAGAAAGAGUUGUACACAGGAUUUCUUUUGUUAAUGAUAUAAAUUUUUGUUGCUACUCAAGUGAUUCACAACUUUUUUGUCUUUGUAGUUCGUGUAGAUUGCAUUUAAAAGUACUCUUGUUUUAAACAUGCCAACCAUUGAAUAGUGCAUUGUUAAGAUUUGAAAAUUUUAUUGUAAGAUACAAUUUUUUGUGUUUCAAUGUCUGCAGAAAGCAGUAAUGUGGUUUCUUAGUAUAUGUUUGGUUGAUGCUUAUUUUAGUACCUUUUAUUUGUAUAAGUUUGUUACCCAAUAUUGUUUGAUAUUAAUUGUACAGUGAAUUAUGUUGCACCUCGAUUUAAUCCAAUGAAAAUUGAAACAUGACACUCAAAAAAGUAUUGGUUGUAUUUCUUGUCAUAUGUUUCAUAGAAAUACAUCCUUUUGCAUUUAUGGAAAUUGUUUUGUUUUAUUGAGCAAUGAGGGAUAUGAAAUUAUGUGAUGUAAGGUGGUGUACGUGAAUUAUGUUUUAUAUUCAUCUAGACCUUUUCAACUUGUUCUGUAGAAUUCAUAUAUUUUGCAUAAGUUUUCAUAUAUGUACCUUGCAGUGAUACGAGUGUGGUAACAAUUUGAUUGGCUUUCAUCUUUAUAUUAUGCUACCUGCACUAUUCUACAAUCUUGCUUCACCUCAUUUGGUCUAAUAAAUUCAGAAUACCCUUA